ACAGGGGGCGCUGUUGUGAUGUUGAGCGAGCCACCUCUAAUUUCCUCACGCAGACGAAGUAGCGGCAUCUCAACCAACGAAAACAAAACUGCUGCAAGUUCAACGUAGAGCAAGCGCCAAGAGAGAGGGCUGUGAAUCGUGAGAGGAGGUUGUCAAGACAUCGUCAAUAUGGACGAUAUGGAGGAUGACACCACAAUCUUCUCAACGCUAAAAUCUUUCAAGAGUUUGAUAUCAUGUCCAGAUCGCUCUUUGCUGGAGACUGAGCCAGCCUAUGGAAGAAGUGACCUUCAGAAGCUCUAUACUAAAAGAGUGGAGGCAAAGGAGGCUGCAGAGCGUGUCCGUUCUCACACUAGCCUGUUGCAACUCACUCAAGAAAAACAACAGAUGGAGCUUAGUCACAAACGGGCACGUAUAGAGCUGGAGAAAGAGGCGCACAGCAGCUCCAGAGACUUUCAGAGGGAAAUUGACCGUAACGGGGAGUUACUUUUGAAGAUCAAACGUCUGGAAGAAAGAGAAGAGAAAGCAAAUCAAGCUCUUAAUGAACAAAUGGAAAACAACAAGGUUUUAAAGCGUAACCUUGAGGAACUCCACAAGAAAGCAAAUGAAAAAGACAGCAAACUUGCUGAGUCAGACCAGAUGAUCAAUGAGUUGAACGAUGAGACACGAAGGCUUAAUCAAAAGAUCCAGAUUCAGGAGUCCAAAUUCUCAACCCAGAACCUGGAGAUUCAGGCCCUGCAGGAACAACUGGAUGUGCAGCGCAAGAAGUACCAGGAUGUCAGUCAGAAAUACCAAAAUCUGCAGUCAUCUCAUUCCAUCAGCACAGAGAGUGAACUCAAGAUGAAGGAGUUGGAGAGGCGUUUGGCUCUUCAGGAGCAAGACUCUGUGAUUGUGAAGAACAUGAAAUCUGAAAUGGCCAGGCUGCCUGAACUGGAGCGGGAAAUUAAACGUCUGCGGGAGGAAAACACUUUCUUGCGAGAGACAAAAGAGAACAACAGUCUGUUGAAAGAAGAGACUGAGGGGUUGAGGAGGAAGUUGGAGAGAGUGGAGAGAGUGAUGGAGGAGAAACUCAAAGCGGAGUUGGAGAAAGAGAAACUGGAGCAAGAGCUGCAGGCUUGGGAAAACAUUGGCCAGGCUGCAGGACUUAAUAUUAGGAAACCUCAGGAUUUGUCCAGGGAGGUGAUACAAAUUCAACAGCGAGAACUGAACCUGAAACAGCAGAACUACACACUGAAUAGCAGCAUUCGCUCUGUAGAGAAGGCCCGUGCUGAGCUCCUGCCUGAGAUUGCUCAACUGCGUGCCAAAGCUCAAGAGGAACAGAAGAAACGAGAGAACCAGGAUUCGCUUGUCCGACGCCUGCAGAAGAGAGUCCUUCUGCUCACCAAGGAGCGUGAUGGAAUGAGGGCCAUAUUAGAGUCGUACGACAGCGAGUUGGCCACAAGUGAAUACUCCCCUCAGCUCAUGCUCCGGGUCAAGGAGGCAGAGGACAUGCUGCAGAAAGUCCAGGCACACAACAAUGAGAUGGAGACUCAACUGUCUAAAGCCCAGGAAGAGGCAGGCACCUUCAAAUUACAAGUUCAGAUGGUGACUGCUGAACUUGAGGCUCUGAAAGAGCAGCAGUUGUCCGAUGCUGAGAAAAACAUUUUCUCAACAGCAGAGGAAGUCAGCUCUCUCAGGCAGAAGAUUGAGGAAUUGGAGGCAGAACGUCAGCUGCUGGAAGAACAAAACAACAUUCUGGAGAUGAGACUAGAGAGGCAUAACCUUCAGGGAGACUAUGACCCUGUGAAGACAAAAGUGAUCCACCUGCAAAUGAACCCCACCAGCAUUGCAAAGCAGCAGCGUGCUGAAGAUGUGGAACAGCUGAGGUUGGAGUGUCAGCUCUUGAGGGACCGAAUCCGAAAAAUUGAGGCAGGUGGUGGGGUGACAACAGACGACACUACCCUCAUCAUCCCACCUUCUCAAGAAAUACUGGACUUGCGGAAACAGAUGGAAAGUGCAGAAUUGAAGAACCAGCGCUUGAAGGAAGUGUUCCAGAAGAAGAUUCAAGAGUUCCGUACUGCUUGUUACGUACUUACCGGGUACCAGAUCGACAUCACCAUGGAGAACCAGUACCGGCUCACUUCUGUGUAUGCUGAGCAUAUGGAGGAUUCAUUAUUGUUUAAGUCUAGUGGUCCGGUCGGCAGCGGCAGCAUGCAGCUGUUGGAGACAGAUUUUUCCCGCACUCUAACUGGACUAGUAGAUCUGCAUCUCUUCCAUCAGAAGAGCAUCCCAGUAUUCCUCAGCGCGGUCACCAUCGAGCUGUUCAGCCGCCAGACUGUCACCUGAUUUACCCAUCAUUGCUCAACCACACGGUGUGUUCAGGGAACACGCUCUCUCUCUCUCUCACACACACACACACACACACACACACACACACACACAUAUAGCAAGACACUGACAUCUACAGAACUUCUGGGCAUACAAGCUGAUAAUUUUUCAUUUGCAUUUUUUUUUACAGAUCAACAUUGAAUAGUUGAAGGUCAUCAUAACGUGACGAUCUAUAUGCCAACAUUUCAGUAAUAUAGUGAUUUUUAAUGCUAUAAAUCCACACUAUGUUGUUUAAGAAACAGCUUAAUGUGUACAAGAGAAACCUGAAGACGUGCAGUCCUCUUUUUACAAGCAUCAUCUUUAAUGGCAGUUUAUUUGCCUGUAUUGUGAACAAAAUAAAGACGUAUUCAACUUUUCAGUC
This is a messenger RNA of Carassius carassius (crucian carp), 2725 nucleotides long. It is a transcript of the gene mad1l1, whose product is annotated as mitotic arrest deficient 1 like 1. Lineage: Eukaryota; Metazoa; Chordata; Actinopteri; Cypriniformes; Cyprinidae. Bases 169 to 2322 code for a protein of 717 amino acids. Gene Ontology annotation, cellular component: kinetochore; mitotic spindle; nuclear envelope. The record is from RefSeq and is a predicted model, not a curated record. The transcript has 18 exons. Gene Ontology annotation, biological process: mitotic spindle assembly checkpoint signaling; attachment of mitotic spindle microtubules to kinetochore.